This is a messenger RNA of Rhizophagus irregularis DAOM 181602=DAOM 197198, 764 nucleotides long. The record is from RefSeq and is a predicted model, not a curated record. Lineage: Eukaryota; Fungi; Glomeromycota; Glomeromycetes; Glomerales; Glomeraceae.
AUCAGCCCAUAAUUAAUCUUCGAAUCUCUGGAGAUGGAAGAAAUGUAGGAAGAAAAGUAAAACAUGUGGUUAUCACGAUAGCUAUUUUAGAUGAUAAAAGUACAUUAUACAAACCAGAUCAUCAUUAUACGACUAUACUCUAUCCUGGAUGUGAAGAUUAUGAGUCUCUAUCAAAUGCAAUGACCCAAUUCUGUCGUAAUUUAAGAAAUUUAAAAGAAGGACUGGUAAUUAAUAAUGUGAAAUGGAAUUUUCAAUUUUAUUUUUCAUCUGAUUGGAAAUUCUUAGCAAUUUGCUUAGGUUUUAACAGUGCGCAUAGUAAAAAUUUCUGUCCUUGGUGUACAAUCGAUAAAUCACAACAAGGAGAUCUAUCAAAAGAAUGGAAGAUUAGUAAAGAAAUGGAAAAAUUAGUUGAAAAGAGUAAUUAUUAUAAAGGACAUAUAAGAAACUCACUUUUUGAUAUGAUACCUCUUAAUCAUUGGGUUCCUGAUGAGUUGCAUAUUAUGCUUCGAAUUACUGAUCAUUUAUGGAGUCUUGUGAUAGCAGAACUAAUGGAAUAUGGUUUAUUUAAUGAUACUACACGAAAAAUAAUUGUGGAGGAAAUGAAAAGAAUUAAAGUUAGGUUUCAGUUUUGGCAAAUCCAAGAAACUAAGACUUGGAACUACACGUUGUAAUAACCGAAAAUAUUAUGAAAUAAAAUAAGGAUAAAUAAUUAGCUGAAGGAUAAAUAAUUAGCCAAUAAAAUUAUAUUUAUAGUUUAGUUUAGU